This is a messenger RNA of Folsomia candida, 7082 nucleotides long. It is a transcript of the gene Liprin-beta, whose product is annotated as liprin-beta homolog. Gene Ontology annotation, biological process: neuromuscular junction development. The coding region runs from base 1805 to 6088 and encodes 1427 amino acids. Lineage: Eukaryota; Metazoa; Arthropoda; Collembola; Entomobryomorpha; Isotomidae. Gene Ontology annotation, molecular function: protein binding. Gene Ontology annotation, cellular component: presynaptic active zone. The record is from RefSeq and is a predicted model, not a curated record. The transcript has 14 exons.
UCGUUACAUCUUGUUUAAGAAAUGUUUAAUUCCUUUUUAAAACAAAAGUAGGAGUGAUUAACUCCCAAAUCCAGAAAUGUAGGAAGGGAACACGUCUUAAAUAAAUGUUUGGAUUGGAUGGAUACAACUUCUUGUUGAAGAAGAAGGGAGCACAAAAAAAGCAGAGAUGAUUUCAGCCAGUAAAUUAUAUCCGUCUGAAUAUUGGGAGGAUUGUAUCGGAUCUUUUUUGUCUUGUGUAAACGAAAUAAAUUACGAGACAGAAAUUUGGUACGUAAAACAGUAGGGUUUGUAUCCUGGUGUAGUAGAUGGGAAAUAAAUGGAACAACUACAAACUCUUGGCAUGGAAGAGCGGACCACCCGAAUACAUAAUGCAGACUUGAUAAAGCAUAUGAGAUCCAGAUUGUUACACAAAAUGUACUGCGUGUACUUUCACUUCGUCAAGUAUUUAUUGGUGGGAUUGAAAAGUUAUUGGGGGAGUCAGAUACCGGAAUCAAUCCCUCCUCAUAAAUAAUUCAAUAUGUACUGAAUUUAUUUCCUAUAAAAACAUGGAAUAAAAAAAACUACCAAAUGCAACACGACCUUUAAUUCAUAUUCAUCUUAUAACAACAACAUUUGACUUUAAAUUGGAUUAUUCUAUGUUCUAGUGGCAGUUCAGAGAGAGAGGGAAAAAACCCCUUUAACGGAUGAUCUGACUUUGACUUUCCAUUAAAACCGAGGAAAACUCUCUCAUGUUCUGUUCAAUGUCUCGUUGUGAUGAUUCUUCAAGUUAUUCUUAGCUCGUAUUUCGUUUCGUUGGGGUUUAUUUCAUGCUGUUGCACUUUUUAAUGUAAACCGUGCCUAUGCGAUGUUACAUAUGUAUGUAUGCAUUCAUGGUGUGUAUCGUGUGUUGUGGUCGUAUUAUUCAUUCUUGAUGAUGUUGAGGAGGUUGCAUUCUGAGCGUUUUGUUUAAGCUGGGAAAUGUUAAGUUAAACACAGACCAAGGAAGUGAGUCGAUUUGCUAACCCUUUGCUCGGCUAUUUGCUCUUGAAUACGGGGUGUGAUCGGUCGCUGGGUUAAUCUGUAAUUACAACAUUUCAUUGGAUUUCUGUGGAGAGAGAACAAAAGGCCAGGAUUUUCCGGUAUUGGGCCGAGUUUUGGGUAGAGUGUGGAGGUGGAUGGGUGUAAAGCUUCGUCUGGGACCGAUUUUCAUUAUUCUUUCCUCACCAGUUUGACAGUUCGGUUCGUUUGGAUUUAAUUUAUAAAUUGUGCCCGUGUGUUUUGGGAUUGGUUUGUUUUGGGAGGAUUGUGUUGAAAUUGAAUGAGAGUGACAGGGUGUAAUUAGACUCGGCUCAUUUACAAGUACACAUACUGAAAGAAUUUAAAUGGUGUCGUUGUGAAGGAAUAUGGGAGGAGGAGGAGAUAUUAAUGUCCGUUAUAAAUCGUGGUGACAGAAUAGAUUUGGUGGGAUCGAUGUUUUUCAGUGGGAAUCAAAUAAAUCUGUGAUUUAAAUAAAUAUAGUGUUAAGAGAUCAUAUAUGCCUAAAGAAAGCCAAGAAAUAAACACUUUUUGGGUUAAAAAUCAAGAAAUUCUUAUUUGGAUGAUAAUCCGGAAGUGAAUUACGGAAUUUCUGAUGAAAACUGUUUUCUCAUUUUACUUCUGACACAUGACAAGUUGAAUGAGUGACGGUAACAAGAAACCGUUUACGCGUUGGGCAGGACGUGAUAUAACUUUUCCCUUGAUGUCAACCAACUCAAGCUGCUGCUGUCACCUUUAUUUAGACCGUUCGUAAAUACGUAAAUACACCACGAGAUAAUAAUUUCAAGUGAUGGAUUUCACAGCAAAAAUUGAACAAGUUUUGAAGAAAGAUGACGAAGGGCAGACGAAUUUGACCAAGAAUCAUUUUAGUAAAGGUUUCGAACCCUUGUUUAUCGUGGAAGAUGACGAAGAACGGCAAGAAUUUGAGAGGAAUGAAAGACUCUGUCGGGUUGGAAGUUCGUCUUCGGAAGGGUCAACGGAUAGUGGACAUAAGGACGACGAAAACAAUAACUUGAGUCGAGACGAGAGUUGUGGUGGUGAUGAAAAUAUCGUGACUUCCAGUAACGGUGGGGGUGGUGGUGACGACUUGGAGGACAUUGAUUUAGAGACGAUGAGCAGUGGUGACACGACAACAAGUGAAGGCGACGAAGAUAACACGAGUGAAGAACAUAAUAAAUGUGAAAAUAUGGAAAAUAAUUACGGGUUGCAAAAAAUGCCAUCAUACGAGUUCAAAUUUGCUAAAAAACCCAACAUGCCAACGAGUACAACACCGGCUGCUGCUGGGAAUAGCGGAACGACGACGAAUGGGAAUUCGGAUAAUGCUACUACUGCGACGACAGGCAGCAGUGACGACAUGGAUAAAUUGGAACGUCUCAUUAAUCUGUCCAUAUCUCUCAACAACCCGUCGAAGGAUGGUAAUAAGAGUCCUAUGACGAGAGCCCUCAGUCCGGAAGGGAGAGCAGCAGUACGCCCAACUUCUAGUACAACUUCGUCAUCAAGCGGAGGCCUAUUUUCUGGGCUUGGUGUGAAAAAUCCGUUCAAUUCGAAAUCCCUCCUUCCCGGAUCGAUAACGAAUAACAAGAACAAGUCAACACUGCCCCCAAUCCCCCCGCCAGAUAAGGCAACCUCAACUACCACACCAACUAAACCGAUCCGGGCAUCAUUAACCUUGGGGUCGAAAACGAGACUAAAAAGUCCUUCCCGUGCCAAACAAUCUGCUCCAUCAUCCUCAGUCACACUAACCCUGGAAGAUUUUACCGCAUUGGCGACAGGCGUUCCAACCAAUCGCCCCAUUCGAGGAGGAGGAGGUACAAAGCAGCGAUCUUCUGCAUUCAAGCGAUAUGCAAAUUCUCUCCCGGAUCGAGACCGGGUAGCGACAACUUCUCCCGUCGCAUUUGACAUUAAUUCGUUCCUCUGUCAUAAUCAGGGACCGAUAGAUUUCUCCUCGCUACUAGGAGCACCUAGCAAUAGACCCGCAUCCGGGUAUCAGAACAAGAGUUUGGCAGGUGGAAGUGGAGGCAAGCCUACGAAACACUGCAGAAAUAAGCACUUGUGGGGGCAUAGUCAAGAUUUGCAGAGUGAGCGUGAACUUUCUCCCAUGACAUCCUCCAUGAGUGCACAAUCGACAUCUUCAGCCAACCGACAUUCUUCGUAUCAUCCAAACCCUCCGAAUUUUGCGGGCGAAAUUUCUCCCACGUCAUCGGCUGCGUAUAAUGUGGCGUAUAAUGCUGCCUAUAAUGCGGCUUACAACGCUCACAUGUUCUUCAGCAGACCAACGAGUCCCUUGGGGAGUGGGUUCUUUGAUUCUGCUGGGGGAACGAGUGGUGGGGGAUUAGGAGGAGGUGUUGGGCUGGGAAGUUUAGGAUCGUCUCCUGAUUUUGGGACGUUUUGUCAUUCCUGUGCAGCAAAAACGUUUCCGAGGAUGCGGAGCGGUGGUGGUGGUGCGACGAGUGCGCAUCAUGGAAUGUGCGUGUGUUGUUUGGAAAGAGGAAAGGGGGGUGGUUUGGGGGGUUCACUACUCGGCCUGGACUAUGAAGAUAGACUUCUUCGCCUGGAAUCUGACAAAGAAACGCUACACCUCCAAGUUUCCGUCCUAUCCGAUCAAAUAGACGCACAAACUGGAAAGAUUCAGGAUCUUGAGAAAUUACUCGAUGACAAAAAGAACGUAUUAGAAACUACGGAAGAGUCGCUACAACGAGAACUUUUAACGAGAUCUUCACUAGAAACGCAAAAGCUUGAACUUCUCACAGAAUUAUCAAGUCUUCGAUUAAAACAAGUAUCUCUCGAAAGAGAAAAUUACGAGUUAAAAGAAAAAUGUGGGGGAAGCGGAAUGAAAUCUUCUUUGAGCGAUUUAAAUUAUAUCGAUGGAGCCCCAAAUCGAAACGUGGUUUGGGAUAAGCCACCCGUUCCAGCAGCGAUGAAUGGUGGAUAUCGGUCCGGGUCGCCAGCAAGUCAUCUCACGGCUGAAGGCCAAAGAUUGCGACUUGGCAGUGGAGGUGAUCACUUUGGUCAAGUUCAAAUGCCACAGAGGACCAGGACGCCACCGGCAAACGCCUACCGACGAGUAGAUACCACUUCCUACGGUGGCACCGUACCUCGCCGAUCCGCUGCGGCUGCACCCCUGUCGCUUUCACCAGAGCAGAAUUAUACUACUGGAAACGGGAACAAGAAGGGGACUUCCUUCUCGAGUGGGAACAUUAACGCCAUUCACUACAAUAAUAACUCGACUUCCGGUAAUAAUAAUUGUCCAUCCCCACUUCUUGUUGGGUCACCGAAUCCCAAUUAUUUCCGGAGUUUGCAGCGUGGCGUGAAAAAUAAUAAUUCUCCGAUGCGACAAAGCUCAAGAAAUAAUGAUAGCACGUUUUAUCCCAGUCUUCCCAGAAGACAGCAUAAUUAUCAAAUGUCCGUGUUUUGCGAUGAUUUUCGGGGUUUAUGUGUUGAUGAUGAUCGUGGUGUGGUCGCUAACAAUACUUUAAUAAUGGGUGGUGGUGGUGUAAAUAAUGAUGGUAUGACUGCUGGGGUGGUGAAAAUGGCUUGUUCACGGCGUGACGAAGAUAAUGCUGACCAUGGUGGUGGGAAGUAUGGCAGGACUUCUGGUAGGAAAAAUCAUAGGAGCACGUCCACUCCGAAUUUAGUUGAUAAACAUGCUUGCUGGGAACGGAAUAAGUCCAGUGGAAACAUUUCUGGAAAUUACAACGGGACUGGUCCUCCUCCAUUCUCCAUAGCGCCACCACAACCAUUUUCUUCCAAAGAAAGUAAACCUGGUGGUCACAAGUCUAGAGGAAUUAUGAAGAUCUUGGGCCGAUUACGACGCUCAAAUUCUGGUGGAUUAGAUUACAGUGAUCAAAUUAGUCCAGCAGAAGGAGCUCCACAACAACCUCUUGGACCAUUUGUGCGCGGUGGUGCGAUCCGAUCUACUGCACAACCUCGACUUGGUUGGGCGAACAAGGAGUCGACCCCGCCACUAAAAAUGCCUGAAGGUGACAUAAAAUCCUGGGAUUCCGAAGCUGUCAUUAAAUGGCUUAAUUUCAUCGGGCUUGGAGUCUACGCCGGAGAUGUGAAGCGUUGGGUCAAAACUGGUCAACAAUUGCUUGAUGCGAGUCCGCACGAAUUGGAGAAAGAAUUAGGAAUCAAGAAUCACCUCCACAAGAAAAAGUUGGUCUUGGCCUUAACAGCGUAUAAAAAUCCAGAGCAGGAGGACAACUCUGGUCGGUUGGAUUACAACUGGGUCAUUCGAUGGCUGGAUGAUAUUGGUCUUCCCCAGUACAAGGAAACUUUCACCGAGGCGAAAGUCGACGGGAGAGUGCUCAACUAUUUGACGGCGGAAGAUCUAGUCUCGUUAAAGGUGACAUCACUCCUUCAUCACGCCAGCAUCAAGAGAGGAAUUCAAAUCCUCCGAAUUCAUAAAUUCCAUCCGGACUGUUUAUGUAGAAGGGGAGGACCGACCCCCGGGCUGCGCGGGAAUAAUAAAAUUAUCGGGAACAAUAACGGCAGUGGGGACAAUAGUUAUAGUUCUGAUGGGGGCUCAGCAACCGGAAGUGGUGGUGGUGGAAGUCUGCAGGUGGCAUCUUGGACAAACCACCGCGUUAUGGAAUGGUUGAGGGCGAUAGAUCUGGCAGAAUAUGCUCCAAACUUGCGAGGCUCCGGAGUUCACGGUGGACUAAUAAUUUUCGAGCCACGUUUCAACGCCGAGUUGAUGGCGACUUUACUUUCCAUCCCGGGAAACAAGACCCUCCUGAGGAGACAUCUCUGCCUUCUGAUUAACGAAUUGGUUGGGAGGGAGAUCGUGGGGGAGAAAAGAAGGGCAGAAUUAGCCUCUGAUUUUGUCCCGAUUAAUCCCACAAGCAAAGUUAAGAUUGUCAAAAAGAGUCAAUUUCCACUCCGUCGAAAACGUGCCAGUACAGACUAUGCUCAAGAAGAGUUAUUAUGCCCAUUAGAUUUGUGUGUUUUUCCGUACGGGAGAUCCGACUCGGUUGGACAGCUCUCCUCUCUUGACAAUUCAUUCGAAGGGAGCAGUCCAACCGGUCCCAUUAAUCCGAACUCGGACAAUAAAGAGAAAGUGAGCAACAUUUAAAAUCCACCUGUGGCCAAAAUGUUGGUAGACUGUCAAACACAUAACCCAGCCAAAACCGUCUUCUGUCUAGUUUAAUAAUUAUCACCAUUAUUAUUCCAUUCUUGUCUGUCGUAAGUAACAAAGACUGGAAACGGAAAGUCAAAACAUGUCACGUCGGAUGUAUCAUCACUGUGUCAUUCUUGUUUGUGCUAUACGUGUCUAGUGUCAAAUUUGCGCAAAAGUUAAGUAACUAACCUACUCCGACAUCAUUUUCAACAAUAUGCAUAAAAAGUACGUCGUUAACCUUAACAAAAAGUCUGAACUUUUCCAAUAAUAGUGAGGUGAAGGAAAAAUGUGCCUUCUUUUUCAAUCUGCUUCCAAAAAUGUCGCCUUUUCCUCCGCGUCCCAGGGAAUAAUGGGAUGAGAAAGUGCCAACUUUUAUUACGUAUACGAUUCACUCUUUUUUUCCUAGAAAAAAAAACUACCUGUCAAACUCUAUACAACAAACAACGUGUAAUUUUUUCGCCUUCUUGCCAGACAGCCACCCAGUAAAUAGAAAGAAGAAGCAUUACACAUUCGCGAAACAUGACGAUUUACAAAGGGAGAGAAAAGUUGUAAUGAAACACAGCUCUCUAGAGAAACCCCGCAGCUUAAAACUGUUCCUAUUAGCAAAUAUAAUAGACUUUUCACCUGUUUGUUUCACACUGUGCUAAAUAAUGAGACGGAUGGAUUUUUUUAGUUAGUUUAGCUAAUACUUUUUUUAUGGUGGUACGACGACUCACCGAAAGUACACAUACUUAUUUAGAAUCUCCGUCAUUGUUCCGUUCUUCUACAGUCCUAUAAUUAUCACCCAGUUCAAUUAUAUCUCGUCAUGUCUGUGGGAGGAGGAAGGAGAAGCGGUAGUAAUGUGCAAAAAAGUUUUUUAUUGAUGGUAAAUUUUAGAAAAAUGUUCAUCGUACAAUUUUCAUUAUAUAUGAUUAAUAAAGUUGAUGUAGUAGUUUUUUAGGAGAGAAAA